AUGUUAUUUACUGGGUGUCAAAACAACGUCGUUUUAGUGUUUGGCACAUGUUUAAGACGACGUCGUUUUAGUUUCCUCCCAGUCCCACAGCCCAGUACCGCCGCGUUCACUAUCCGAACACAAAACCCCUACUUUCAAAACCUUCGUCUCUGUUGGGACCUGAGAAAAGGAAAGGAAAGGAAAAGAAAGGGAAAAAUGGAGGAGAGAGCGAAAUACUUGGCCUUGGUGGGAGCUGGAGCUCUUUUGGGCUCUGUUUCUACAGUCCUACUUCUUAAGCUUCUUCCGAGAUGUGUCGCAAGGCAAUGCAUGGAGAAGGCGAUUAAAAUUAAUGGUCAAGGACUUAUAUCUGAGAAUGAUAAAAGCUACACGGUUGCUGAGAACCAGAAUCAUGGGAUGGCUGGUUUAGACCUUCUAAAAGACGAGAUAGUUUCUGAACAAUUGACCAGGAACAUUCAAUUCUUUGGCCUUGAGUCUCAACAGAAAGUGACUGCAUCCUAUGUUGUGGUCAUUGGUCUUGGAGGGGUUGGCAGUCAUGCUGCAUCUAUGCUUUUAAGAUCAGGGGUUGGUAGGCUUCUCCUUGUGGACUUUGACCAGGUAUCACUUUCAUCACUUAACCGACACGCUGUUGCAACAAGAGCAGAUGUUGGCAUUCCAAAAGCCCAGUGCCUCAAAGAGCAUUUCCUGUCUAUCUUCCCAGAGUGCCAUAUAGAUGCAAGAGUGCUAUUAUAUGAUGCAUCUUCUGAAGAAGAAAUUCUUUCAGGCAAACCUGACUUUGUUUUGGACUGUAUUGAUAACAUUGAUACCAAGGUGGCACUUCUUGCUGCAUGUGUACGUAGGGGUCUGAAGGUUCUAUCUGCUACAGGAGCUGGUGCAAGAGCUGAUCCAACAAGAAUACGGGUUGCGGAUUUGAAAGAGUCAACAAAUGACCCACUAUCUCGAUCUGUGAGACACCGACUAAGGAAAGAUUAUGGUAUUGAUGGUGGCAUUCCUGUUGUGUUUUCACUGGAGAAACCCAAGGCAAAACUGCUUCCAUUUAAGGGACCAAGUGGAGAAGAAGAAAAUCCCUCAAACUAUCAAAUAGUACCAGGGUUUAGGGUUCGCAUAAUACCUGUUCUGGGUACCAUCCCUGCAAUUUUCGGACAGGUUAUGGCCUCCUAUGUUGUGACACAACUAGCAGGGGUGCAAGUUCAAACAGAGCCUGUGGUAAAUUUGGACGUGGAUCAUUACAGGAUGCUUCAUCAACGUCUUAUCGAGCAUGAGGAGUCACUGUAUGGCACAGCCAUGGAAGUCCAGGUAGAUACAUUUCAUCCUUUUGUAUGAAUCCAUGACCUCACCUUCCACCUCAUAUUUAAGGUGGGAAGAGAUACCAUUUAGUAAAAAGACUAUCAGCAGAAAGUUAAGUGCUAAUAAGAAUUCAAUUAGUAAACAUGGAUUCUAUUAAAUUAGGUUGAAUGAGUUUAGCUUCCUAUACAUUCAUCAAGACAAAAAAACCUUAGCUUCCUAUGCAAAUGGUAAGGAUCUUGGUCUUGUGGUAUUCUAUUAGGUCUAAGGUUCGAAUCCCCUUGGGUGCAAACAAUUCUUUGCGGCCAAUCCGCCAGCAAAGCCAGAAUAUUACUCGAUCCGUGUGGAGAGGGCGCUUUACACGGUUCCGAAGUUUACCUUUACCUGAGAGGGGUGGGUAUACGAAGUAAACUUGCCUUGGAGGGGUUCCUCAUCAUAAAAUAAUAAUAAUAAUAAUAAUAAUAAUAAUAAUAAUAAUAAUAAUAAAUAAAUAAAUAAAUAAGCUUCCUAUGCAAAUGAGAAUAGCAAUGCCACCACAUGCUAGAUAAAGUCUUUGAACCUUGUCUGUUGUCAAUUUUAUGUAAUCUAUUGCCAUUUU
Messenger RNA from Corylus avellana, 1879 nucleotides. Its product is annotated as NAD(P)-binding Rossmann-fold superfamily protein. Gene Ontology annotation, molecular function: tRNA threonylcarbamoyladenosine dehydratase activity; ubiquitin-like modifier activating enzyme activity. The record is from RefSeq and is a predicted model, not a curated record. Gene Ontology annotation, cellular component: plastid. Gene Ontology annotation, biological process: cyclic threonylcarbamoyladenosine biosynthetic process. NCBI's taxonomy places the organism in Eukaryota, Viridiplantae, Streptophyta, Magnoliopsida, Fagales, Betulaceae.